Sphaerulina musiva SO2202 is the source of this 1832-nucleotide messenger RNA. RefSeq names its product SET domain-containing protein. Lineage: Eukaryota; Fungi; Ascomycota; Dothideomycetes; Mycosphaerellales; Mycosphaerellaceae. The record is from RefSeq and is a predicted model, not a curated record. Bases 1 to 1665 code for a protein of 554 amino acids. The transcript is spliced from 2 exons. Gene Ontology annotation, molecular function: zinc ion binding; protein binding; histone methyltransferase activity. Gene Ontology annotation, cellular component: nucleus.
AUGUCGACUUCUAUGCCCUCUAAGAAUGUUCUUAGAGGGAAGUACACCAUCCGCGCUAAGGACAUUAUAGAGGUCCUCUCACACCGCAAAAGAGACGGAAUAGAGGAGUACCUAGUCCGAUGGCGGACGCAGCCCGUAUUUCCCUGCCCUCCACACGCCAUUGCGUCCUGGCACGCGCUUCCUGAGCUUCGAAAUGCGCUGCAUCACGUACAAGCCUACAUUGAGAGAUAUUCUCUCUCUGGCAAUGGAAUUGGCCCAUCAUCAACAGCGCCGCCAUCCAAAAAGAGAAAGUCGCCAUUGGAUGACUCUCCUCUGUCACGUGCCAGGCUUGGCGUCAACGGUAGUGGUCUGCUCACGCCUGCAGACUCCGUGAUCGAUUUGUGCUCGCCAGAACCCGACGAACGAGACGGACCUCGAAUCUAUAAUGGCUACCUUCAGUACAAGGAAGGCAGUAUCAUUGCCAAAAAGGACACGACAGGAGAGGCCGCCAAGAUUAAUGCGAGGGACCUCCCUACACCAUCCAUGGUCGAAGAGGCUGCCAGAACGCCGGUGAACCAAGCGGAAGCGGGCAUCCGCGGUGCGUUUGAUGACAAGCUGCGAAAAGUCCCCAAGGUGCGCCUGGAGAACCAGUUCGAUUCCACGACGCCCAACCUCAAUUUCGACUUCAUCGACGAGUACGUUCUGCGAGAAGGAGUCUCCGGCAACGCACCGGAGACCUUUCAAGGUUGCCAGAAAUGCAAGCCCGAUGCGAGUGGCAACAUCGAUUGUGGACAGACGGCAAGAUGCGACUGCCUGGAAUUUGCCGCUGUGGACUUGGCCGCAUUCAAGAGAAAGGAUCCCGAGAUGUUCCAAGUCUACCAAAUCGCGACAGAAGCUGCGCAAGAGGAAUCCAACGCUGCCGGUGAAGAGUAUCUGGGUCGUGAUGGAAUCGAUACAGCUGGCAUGCCCAAACGAGCUCCCUACACAAAGCCUUCGCGUCCCGGCAAACCGCAGACCAUGAACCCCUUUUAUCUGGAGGCGCGUCGACCCAUCUACGAGUGCAAUGUGAAUUGCAAGUGCGGACCUGGUUGCCAUUCGAGGCUCGUACAAAAAGGAAGACGCGUGCCUCUCGUAAUCUUCAAGACUGGAGCCGAGCGAGGUUGGGGUGUGUACUGCGAAGAAGACCUCUUCGCAGGAGAAUUCAUCGAUGUGUACCUAGGCGAAGUCAUCACCGACGAGGAAGCGGGGCGACGAGAAAGCUCGCAAGAGGGAUCCAAAGACAAGUUAUACUACCUCUACAGCCUGGACAAGUUUGUCGGAGAUCGUGAUCCGACCAACGCCAACGCCCCACUGAAACAAGAAGACUGCUACGUGGUCGAUGGACAGUACAUGGGAAAUGUCACACGCUUCAUGAACAAUUCCUGCGAGCCGAAUGUGCGACAGUAUACGGUGUCGUACAAUAAACACGACCUCAAACUCUACAGUCUUGCCUUUUUCGCCAAUCAGAAUAUUCCUGCAGGGAGAGAAUUGGUUUUCGAUUAUCUGGAUUCGGAUCCGCAGGAAUUGGACGUGGCGAUUCGAAGAAGAGAGGCUGCUCUCGUGGAUCCGGACUAUGUGGGAAAACAGAGAUGUUUUUGCGGGAGUGCCAAGUGUAGAGGGUUUUUGUGGGAUAAAGAGGUUGCGUAGGUCAGGUAAGGAAGAAGAUUCGGAAUUUCUUUUUUCCUACGAACGAUAUGAAAUGAUGGGAGGAGAGGGGGGGACACAUCCAGCGCUUCUCAAAAAGAGAGUGAGUAAGUCGUAUGAAGCAGUUACAGGCUGUACCUCAGGUAGUGACGAUACUCAAGAGAGAGAGG